GUGAACAUGAAUGUACUCAUUGUAAGACAGGAACAAACUGUAGGAAGAGUGACGGCUACUGUUAUAGUGUAUGUGCUGAUGGUCUCACUGGCAAUUUUUGUGAUAGCCAUUGUAACGCAGGAUGUGAAACAUGUCAAAAAUGGAAUGCUAAUAAAUGUCCAUCUUGUAAAACUGGCAGGUAUGGCAAUGACGGACAGUACUUAACAUGCAAUAACCAUUGCAAUAAAAACUGUCUGAACAACACGUGUGAGACUUGGUACGGUCAAUGUGACCAAGGUUGUGUGAAUGGAUACGAAGGAAUUUAUUGUAUCAAUAAAUGCCCAAGACAUUGUUUGAACGAAACAUGUCAAAGGAACACUGCUGCAUGUGUUCACGGAUGUGAUGACGGAUAUUAUGGCCUUCAAUGUUUUUAUACAUGUACAAGCGUUGACUCGAACUGUCUCGUUUGUACUUCAAAUGAAAACACAUUCAGUUCUUGUACACGGUGCACUAAUGGGUCAUACCCAGGAUCCAGGGGGAAGUGCGUUCCAUGUGAAACGAAUUGUUCAGGAGGCUGUAACUCAUCCACGGGAGUAUGUUAUGCAUGUGAAGAUGGAUAUAGGGGGUCGUUCUGUAACGUUUCAUGUGCGUCGAAUUGUAAAUCAUGCCUAACGAUCAAUGCAAUUUUUGCAAAGAGGAGUUUUGGGGUAGUAACUGCUUAAUCAAUUGCAACAUCAACUGUAAACACGGGAAUGAUUCAAUGUCCAGCUGUGAUAUAAAUUCCGGGAAUUGCAAACAUGGGUGCCUACCUGAAUCACAUGGAUUACAGUGUUCUCUUCUGUGUGACAAGCAUUGCCUUGUUUCUGAACAUGGUGCUCUUGAAUGCAACCAAAUGGAUGGUCAGUGUAGAUUAGGAUGUUCAAAUGGGUACAAACAGACGGACACAGGAUGUAUUAAUGUUGGUGAUGACGGUGCUGGAACGUCCGGAGCAACAGUUGGUGGCGCUGUUGGUGGUGCUGUCUCCCUUCUAGCAAUUGCCCUUGUCAUCGGGAUGUUCAUCUUCAUAUUGAGAAGACGAAGAAAGGACAGUAACAGUGGCAUAGAAGCAGAUGCAAGAGCAGACGAAGAGGCAAGAACAUACGAGCAGCUACAAGAACGGACAGAACAACCAAUCUACCAGAACCAGAAUGUCGAUGACAAUGGCACUGACAAUUAUGCCGUGUUGUUUACAGAUACAAAUAUUUAAUUCGUUAUCUUUUAUCAAUCAUUCACAUGAAAUCACAUGUGUUUGUGAGAUGUAGUCUAGAGUGUAUAAGGUGCAUCACAUAGUAUUGCUUCUGAUGAUAUAAUCAUUGUAAUGUAUAUUACAUACAAGAGUAUUUAAAAUGCCAUGAUAAACGUAGAUCAUGAUUAAUUAUUGUCACGACUUUAAAACAUCUAAACUCUUCUUGACCUGUGCACAUAUAUCUCCAUGUAUUCGGAAAUCGUUUUAUGUUGAA
Messenger RNA from Mya arenaria, 1478 nucleotides. Its product is annotated as platelet endothelial aggregation receptor 1-like. The record is from RefSeq and is a predicted model, not a curated record. NCBI's taxonomy places the organism in Eukaryota, Metazoa, Mollusca, Bivalvia, Myida, Myidae. Bases 644 to 1225 code for a protein of 193 amino acids. The transcript has 4 exons.